This is a messenger RNA of Manacus vitellinus (golden-collared manakin), 2443 nucleotides long. It is a transcript of the gene CENPH, whose product is annotated as centromere protein H. Gene Ontology annotation, molecular function: kinetochore binding. The record is from RefSeq and is a predicted model, not a curated record. NCBI's taxonomy places the organism in Eukaryota, Metazoa, Chordata, Aves, Passeriformes, Pipridae. The coding region runs from base 1767 to 2384 and encodes 205 amino acids. Gene Ontology annotation, biological process: chromosome segregation; kinetochore assembly; mitotic spindle organization. Gene Ontology annotation, cellular component: nucleus; kinetochore. The transcript has 10 exons.
GUUUUUUAUUAUGUCUCAGCAUACAAAUUUGAUUUCUAAACUUAAUGCACCAGAGCAAAUACAUGUUACCAUGUUACAUUUGUAUCAAAUUAUUUAAGAAGAGAAAUCCACAGGUUAACAGUGAGAAAUUGGGAGGGGCAAAAAAUGAAGACACUUUUCUCUUUCCCGGGAAGACUCAGAAUCAUAACUCAAACCACUCUGUGAAAUAAAUCUUUUGUACUUUUUUGUAUGAAUAACUGGAAAUGCAACAGUUUGAAGUGUAAAAGCAUCCUAGCACUCAGCUAAACUUUGCCUCUUCAAGAUACAUUAUUUUUACUUAAUUUUUUUACUUAAUUGUUUUAGUAAUACCACAACACAGCUGCAGAUGUACUGUAGCCAGCUAUACUUUUGUGUAUUACCCAAGGUGCAGUCCAGGUUUAGAAUACCAAUUUGUGACAGUAGUCUGAGACCUGGCAAGUUGCUGAAAUGGACAGUAAAUUGUGAUUUCUUAACUCGUAGGUGAAAGAGUGUGUUUCAGAAAAUUUUGUGCAUGCUGUUGUCUUAAUACUGUGAAGAAAACAAAUCUGUGUCUUUAGUGAAUGCCUGCCACCAGGUUAAUAACAUACACCUUGAGAGGUAGUUAUCCUUACAUUUGUUCACAGGCUUCCUGUGCCCCCUUUUUUACUUGUCUGCAGCCUUUAAAUAUUUUCCUUGGAAUUCAACAAAUCGAGAGUGUUAGCAAGAGUGAGUACAUCUUUCAUCAUCCCAUGUAUCACAGCGGUAUUAUUUUUUGUCAUAUUGUUUACUCAUUUAUGGUAUUCAGUGAUUCCUAAGUACCAUUAUAGUAAGAACAGACUUGAUGUUAGUGGGAGGAUAGAGUGUUGUAGGAAUUAUAUAAUAAGAUCAGAUUUACCAGGAAUGCAGUUUGAAAUGUCCUUAAGCCUUUCGGCUUUUCUUGUGACUGGACUGUUUGAAUUGUCCUUGAGCAAUUCUGCUUCUCUUGUGACUGGAACUUUUUAUACAAACUGAGUGGUUUCUUUUGUCACUCUUAAGUGAGUUUAUUCCUCCUGUGAUGUGUUAAAAUGCCAUCUGCAGUACAAGACUGACUUGAAAAAUUGUGGUCAGAAAGUUUCUAGAAGUUGCAAUUGCAUUUGUGUUGAAUAAUGAAGAAUGUGUGCAUAAAUCACAACUUCUCAUAUCUCAGGACAGUGCUGCAGAGCCAGCAGCCUUCUCAAAGCUGGAUCCUGGGGUUUGUCCAUGUACGCAUUUGGCAGUGUUUUUUUCACCUUGUCUCCUUCAGAAGGCUUGUCACUUGAAUAGCAGUGCUACAAUUAUGCUCAGCCUGUAAGUAGGGUGGAUCUUUUGGUUUUGAAAACCAUUCUCUAACAAAAAGCUUCAGUUAAUAUUUACAUGUGCCACUCCUAUUUUGAGAUGAUUGUACUAGAUUUUACAGUAUCUCACCAAACCUCAUUGUCACAGGUAGGUGAAAAGUGGAAGGGGGGGUGUGAUUCUGUCUUUUCAAAUCAUUAGGUUGACAUAACUGAAAAGCGUUUGUGCUUGCCACAGCUUCCUCUGAGCAAAUGCCAAUUUCCUACUUCAGCUGCUAGCAGCAGAACCCAAAACAAAUCAGGUGUCUGGGACCACGAUCAUGGCAGUGAAGGUGGACUCCAAACAAUAUGUUCUUGCCAAGUACCUGAUGGAGUUGUGCAUUGUGGACUAUGAUAUGGAUCACUUCCCUCCAUCCAGGAUUGCAGCAGCUGUUUUCUGUUUGCCUCUGAAACUCCUCAAUGGAUGCGAGUUGCCUGCGGGACCAGAUGAAGCAGCAGCUCAUGGAGUACAGCGCGGCCGUUCGUGGCGGUGAAACAACUUUCCUCGAUCAGGUUGUUGAGGAAAAGCAUAUUCAGGGUGUCACAGAAGAUUUGCAAACAAAUAAAGAGGAAAUACAAGUCACUUUCUGGAACAAGACAUUGGCCUUGCAAAGGAUCCAGCUUAUGGCUGCCCUAAGAAACAAAGUGAAUCAAGAUGAUAAAGACUCAUGUCUGAUCCUGGAAACAGUGAAUCGCAUAGUGUUGCUCAGCCGGACAAUAAUCAAAUAUCAGCAGCUAGCACAUGAGAAGAAACAGAAGUUGAUUGACAUUAAAAGGAAAAGACUCGCACUAAAAAAAGACCAAAGAAGAAAACUACAGCAAAUUCAGACUAUGAAGAAAAAACAAAAGAAGGAAAAAGGAAAUAAGAACCUGGAUGAAGCAAAGAUGCUUCAGAACUUAGAAAAAGAAAGAUUGAUGACUACAGUAAUUCAAAAUGUGUUUCAGAAUAUCAUAAUUGGAAGCGGAGUUAACUGGGCAGAAGAUCCGUCUUUAAAGGCGAUUGUUCUACAGCUCGAAAAAAAUGUCCAUCUUCCAUGAAUCAGAAGAAAUGGUGUUUAAUUUUAUUUGCAUUUUAAUAUAUUAAUUAAUAUUAAUUA